This is a messenger RNA of Scatophagus argus, 5020 nucleotides long. RefSeq names its product G patch domain-containing protein 11-like. The transcript has 27 exons. Gene Ontology annotation, cellular component: kinetochore. NCBI's taxonomy places the organism in Eukaryota, Metazoa, Chordata, Actinopteri, Scatophagidae. The record is from RefSeq and is a predicted model, not a curated record. Bases 3820 to 4872 code for a protein of 350 amino acids. Gene Ontology annotation, molecular function: double-stranded RNA binding.
ACGAAACUUACCGCCCCUGACGUUUUAAGCGAGAGACAUGCAGGAAGACAUGGAGGCAAAGUGGAGAUGAAAACGGAAAACAUGCACUAUUCCCACAUUUGCCCUCAGCUCUCUUAUUUUUAUGUAAUUUAGGUUGACAUUCCGCCUGUUGGCUAAUUUAUAAUGGAUAACACAAACUACGUCGCUCAACUAAACGAGUACGCGCAGAAAACCAGGUUGGAGCUGAAAUACGAGGACGUUGGAUGCGUUGGUCCCGAUCACAUUAAAACAUUUACCCUAAGAGCAGUUCUGAAUGGUAAGGCCUAUCCCAAUGGUGUGGGGAAAAACAAGAAGGAAGCCCGACAGAGAGCAGCCGAAAACGUCCUGAAAAGCUUGUUGGGGGAACCUCCUGACUCUACAGAAACUAAAGUGGAAGCUCCCACUACACCAGUUCAUGAGCCAGUUAUUACUCAAACCAACUAUAUAUGUUGGCUCAAUGAAUAUGGUCAUAAGAACAGAGUUAAUAUAAAGGCUGUGGAGUCAACAAGACUGGGACCAAAUAAUGCCACGCAAUGCUGUAGCUUUGUGGUUGGUGAUAAGGAGUAUCCAGCUGCCACUGGGAAAACAAAGAGGGAAGCCAAGGAGGAAGCAGCAAAGCUUGUGCAUCAUGAGAUAUGUGGAGGUAAAACGACACCUGGAGAGGAGAAAUACGUCUCAUCAAGUCCACUAGAGGAGUCAGACAUCUGUGGUAAGACAAGGAGCUUGAGUUUGACGCCUACAGACGAAGGUUUUAUGGAGAUAAAUUUUGUAGGACACAUCAACACCUACUGUCAGAGAACAAAGCUCUCUCAUGAUUAUGUCUUUGAGAAUAAAUGCGGUCCUCCACAUAGCCCUCAGUUUUUCUACAAAUUAGUGAUCGGCAAAAAGCACUACCCUGUGGGUGAGGGUAGAAGCAUAAAGGAAGCUAAACAAAAUGCAGCUCAGCUGGCCUGGUCUGCCCUUGAAAAACAGACAGACUUCGACAAGAAGUUUUCUUCCUUCUCAGCUAUGUCGGAUGAUGUUGCUCCAGCCGGGGUGUCCACACCACCAAGCACAAUAGAGCCCCGUGAAGCAAAAUCAAAAAGCGUUCCAAGGACUGCAAGCGACUCGGUUGUUUUCAGGAAUUCAUGUACUCCUUCCAAGAAUCAGAUUCGCAGUCCUAUUGGGAAGCCCAAAAUAAGAAUUGCAGCAAAUUUUCCAAAUGCCUGCAAAAACAGCAAAGAGGAUGUAAUCAAUUUCAAUGCCAAGAAUACAGGAACAACAACAACAACACCAGUAAAUUCAAGGUUUACAUCAGAGUUUGACUCCUUGCUGUGCCUCGGCAGCGGAGCCUUUGGUUACGUUUUCAAGGCGAAACAAAAACUGCUGGACAAAUAUUUUGCUGUAAAGAUUGUUCGCUGCAAAGAAAAAGCUCUACGGGAGGUGGGGGCAUUAUCAGACCUCCAUCACUGCAAUAUUGUUCGGUACUACACAUGUUGGUUGGAGGAUUCAGGAUACCAGUGGGGCAGUGCAGCUGGCAGUUCCAGCAGUUCACAGUCAACUGAUGAUUCGCUGCUGAAAUACCUCUAUAUUCAGAUGGAGCUGUGCAGCACCAAAACACUUAGAGUGUGGAUAGAUGAGAAAAAUAUUCAGAAUGUGAGGAAAUCUCUGCGAGACUCAAAGAGGAGAGAAGAAAGUCUAACUAUUAUCAUCCAGAUAGUCACUGGAGUCGAGUACAUUCACUCCAAGAUGCUCAUCCACAGAGACCUGAAGCCUGCCAACAUCAUGUUUGGGCAAGAUGGACAAGUGAAGAUUGGAGACUUUGGUCUGGUCACUGCUGAGAAUGAUGACGGUGCUGAGAGCCUGAUGGAGAGGACGGCGUACAAAGGAACCCCAUCUUACAUGGCUCCUGAGCAGAGGAGCAGAAACGGGAGCACUUAUGACCGAAAGGUGGAUAUAUUUGCCUUGGGGCUGAUAUAUUUUGAACUCCUUUGGAACCUCCAGACCAACCAUGAGAGAAAAGCGAUUUGGGAUGAACUUAGAAACCAGAAACCUCCUCAAGGAUUUUUGCACAAUUUCCCCUAUGAGAACCAAAUUAUAAAGUCAAUGCUGUGUGUGAAGGCUGAAGACCGACCUGAAGCAAGUAAACUAAAGAAGGACUUGGAAGAGUACUCUAAUAUAGUUGCACAAAAAUAUAUGCAUCGCGAAAGUAAGACUGUUUGAUUACAGCAAGGAAACACUCAAACAACAGACAGAAGCUCCACUAUUUGCAUAAUACUUUUGACUGGUACUAACAUUUUAUGAACUGAUGUAACAAAAUGUGUCAUAAUUAUGUGCCAUCGAUGGGAAAGGGCACAUAACUUUAAGCAUUGUGUAAUCAUGGAAUGCAUUUUUGUUCCAUUCUAACAAAUAAUCAUGUCCUGGGUAAUUAACUUGGUCAGAAAUAAUGUAUACUAUGUUGGAAAUGGUAAUCUGUUUCAAGUGACAUUACACCCUUUGCUGUCUUAAUCAGUAGGAUGAAUCGGAAAAUAAAACAUCAGCAACAAGGGUGUAAUGAUCAUUCAUCUUUUGUAAUGUUUGUACAUGGUCUGUUGUAUUUCGUAUGAUUGGUGAAUUGUAGUGGAGCAGGAUGAAGAGGAUUCCUCUACUGAUGCUACUAUACUACUUCUCUUUCAAGGCUAAGACCAGUUCUUUACCUCCAUGUAGUAUGUGUAAAUGUUUUAGUGUUCACUUAUACAUUUGACCAUGGUCUGUUCUCUGUGGAAACAAUAUAUGCAGCCUGUAAAUGCCCAUGAAAGUGACGAUUGAGUCAUUUUCAGAGGCUUUGCAUGAAAGUGUUGUAAGAUUCAAGCUUGCCAGCCUGCAAUAGAAGCAGUGAAGUCUACCACUGUUGCAGCCUUACAAGCCAAUUAGAGUUCAAAAGCAAACAGUAUUCAUAGAAAAGGGACUCAGCAACCUAUAAAUGCAGCACAGGAAUGUCAGGAGCCAGGAAGAGGGCACAGCCUGGCUUCUCUGGGUUGGCAACAGCUACUUUGACAAUGCAGAAACAAUCCCAGAUGCCUGAGCUCUUACAGGUAAGAACUUAAAAUCGACUUGACUGAAGUUUUUUAAUUAAAUAUAUAAAUGAACACUACUCUUGGUUGGAUCCAAUGGAUCAGUAGAUCCGGUGGAUAAGACUAUGGCAGGCUGCAUUUGCAGUAUGGGACCUAAGUGUGUUAGAUAUUGUGUGUGUGUGUGCUCUGUGGAGAGGCUGGCAGUGUCACUGGCACUGCAGUGACUCAACAAUAAACCAGGAAAUGUCUAAAUUAAGCUCUGUCCCUGUUUCCGUCUCAGCAGCCUGACAAUUGAUUACACAAGUCAAGAACAGUACUGUGUUCUGCAGCAGCAGUCUGAAAUUUGUAAUAAAAACGGAAUAGCUUUAAGGUCUUAAGAUAUGGAGGACAGGACCUGGAGGACCUGUGCACAUCCACACAGCCAGGCACAGUCAGGCAUAGCUGCUGGCAGCAUGGGACUGACAGGCCAUCUGAGGCACUGGUGCCAGACCAGGAAAGAGCCCUAAUCUAAAUUAGGGUCUAACCCCCCCCCACCAUGACACUGUGCACACCACUGGUCAAUGGAUUCAUGAUGGGUAGGAGUAAUUGAUCCCCAGUUUCACUUUUGAUUCACCUUACAAAGUCAUACCACGUGACAUCCAGUGAAUAACUUUAAUACGAGGAAAUCGAAACUUAAAGGUACGAAAAGUCAGCAGAAUCGAAACAACACAGGACACACAGGCUGUGAGCAGAAUCAAGACCCGAAGGGGAAAGAAGAGCAUCGUCGUUUAUGAUGGAUACUGGAAACUACAUAGCCAGACUGAACGAGUAUGCACAGAGAAAGCGCUUCAGUUUGACGUACGAGGACGGCGGCUCUGAUGGCCCUGACCAUAACAGAAUAUUCAGACAGAGGGCAGUCCUUAAUGGUAAAGUCUAUCCAGAUGGGCUGGGCAAGACCAAGAGGGACGCCAAGCGUGAAGCAGCUAAAAACGCCCUGAAUGAUUUGGGGAAAGGACAUCAGGACUCAGUUGACCCAACAGAAAGUGCAGCAGAAGCUUCUGUUGUGCCAGUUCAUCAGACAAGAACUGGGGACAUUAACUAUAUAUGCUGGCUCAAUGAAUAUGGUCAGAAGAACAGAGUUACUAUAAAGCCUGUGGAGUCAACAAGACCGGGACCAAAUAAUGUCACGCAAUGCUGUAGCUUUGUGGUUGGUGAUAAGGAGUAUCCGGCUGCCACUGGGAAAACAAAGAGGGAAGCCAAGGAGGAAGCAGCAAAGCUUGUACAUCAUGAGAUAUGUGGAAGUAAAACAACAGAGAACGCAGAUGGGUUUUCCAACUCUGCACCAAUUCAAGAAAAGGCAGAUUCAGUUUCUGAUAUCUGUACUAAGACAGGAUGCCUCAGCUUGAGCUCCAGCUUUACAGAGACGAAUUACAUCGGAAUUGUCAACCACUAUUGUCAGAAGACAAACAGCUCCCUUAAAUUUAUUGAAGAGAGAUGUGGUCCACCUCACAACCGUCAAUUUUUCUGCAAAGUAGUGAUCAACAAUAAGCAAUACUCUGAGGGUGAGGGUAAUACUGUCAAAGAAGCCAAACAAAAUGCAGCUCAGCUGGCCUGGUCUGCUCUUCAGGAACAGUCAGACUGGGACAGCCAGGUGUCUGUCAGAUCAACAGCAUCCAACGAUGGUGCACGACCUACAUUGUCAGUGCAGUCAUCUACACAGGAGUCCUAUACAUCACCGUCAAAAAGCACAUCAGAGAGCACAAGUGACUCUAUAAUAUUCGCCGAUUCAUCAAACCCCUCCAAGGCUCAGGUCUGUUCUCUCAGAAUGGUAAAAAAUCUUUAGUAGGUACAACACAAUGUGCACUUAUGAAGACUGAAUAGCUUUAGUUUGGGUUCAUAUUUGUGGUUAAAUAAGAUGAAAGGUAUGGCUGAGAUGAAAAACGGUGAUGGAAGAAGUAUUCAUAUAAUUAAUAGUCUGACCCACAUCAACU